Messenger RNA from Colletotrichum gloeosporioides, 1650 nucleotides. RefSeq lists its product as uncharacterized. Lineage: Eukaryota; Fungi; Ascomycota; Sordariomycetes; Glomerellales; Glomerellaceae. The record is from RefSeq and is a predicted model, not a curated record. The transcript has 4 exons. The coding region runs from base 1 to 1650 and encodes 549 amino acids.
AUGCUGCAAGACACGGCCGACCGAGCCUCCCGACGAUGGAGUCGAUCGACCAACGGAUGCGUGACGUGCUAUGCCAGCGAUGCAGCCGCCUACAGCGGCAUUGCGAAUGGCGCGAACACCAUGUUCCCCUUCGAGAACGAAGGCGAGGAUUUGGCUCUCUUAAAUCUCGCCUUCAGUAUCACUGCCAGUCAUGCCGCCCAAUUUACACCCGAAAGCGACGAAAACCCUGGCGACUGGGAGGGUAGUCCAUCAGAGACAGCAGUGGAAGCAACCGAGUCGAUGGGCACGACUCAUCUGGUUUUAAACCGCACUGCGAACAUAGAAGAACAAGCGACCUUGACGACUGCGAGUAGUAACGCAGCAGCGCUCCCUCUGUCGACACUGACCGCUCGGCAUGUACCCUCCCGAUGCUCGAUUCUCUUUGGUCCCUUGGAACAGGAUGCCCUGUACUUCUUCGAAAAUGUAUUUUCAAAGCUUAGUCCCAAGACAUUUCUCUGGUCCAAGCUCGCCAUAGUGCUUCAUCAUGCCUACGACGACGCCGCAAUUAUGCACUUGCUGUUGGCUUCUUGUCUUAGUACCGUCGCUCGGGGCCAUUCGGAUCAUCAAGUGUUGCGGACUGCAAAAUCCCAUUUUAAAAGGGGCACGACACGUUUUGUCGACGGAAUACAAGAGCAUUCAUACAAUCACGCGCAAGCCUUUAUGGUCUUCUGGCUGCUACAGCUGACGUACCGUGCCAUUUGGGACGGCAAGUCUCGUUCGGCUAUGAAGAAUCUCAGCACCGCGUUAGUCAACUAUGUUCACAGACAUCGUAUUCUCGAACUCUUUGGUUCCAACAGGGGCCUCUUUGAGAGUCUCAGUGGUAGUGCCUCUGCUGAAGGGGACUUCGCCGCAGAUUCAUCGUCUCUCAAUCCGGUGGCAAUGGCGAAAAAGAGUCUCCUCGCUAGUCUCCUGCUCUUCACAGCGUACGAGGACCUGGACUCUGAAUUUUGUGGUUCCGGAGGACAAUUUGCUGAACUAAUACUUUCCGGCAAUGACACAUCACGCUCUCUGUUCGCCUGUUCUCGUAACAUUCAUGCUGACUUCUUCGGAUCCUCCUAUCCAUGGGAGGAACUGAUGGACGAUGUAGAGCGGUCAAGGCCACUAGAACUUCACUUUUUCUCAAACAUAUGUCUUAAUCGGCUAAAUAGAGCCCAUGCGUGUGGCAUUGAUGUCGAGGAGCUACGAGAAAUAGAAGCGAUUCUCCAUACGUUACGCGAGGAUUAUUCUGCCAUUUUCAAGCUGGCAGAAGCUCCGUAUUCAGCUGGGAGAAAGUUGAUUGAAACUUCAUACAGCAUAGUAGCGCAUUUUUAUGCUAUUCUAGUCUGUGUUCUGGUUGACAUGGCUUCUACUGCCCCAUCCGAAUCACUCCAGCGAGAAUUUGCCGUCGCCAAAGACAAUCUUCUCCGCGUGAUAUUCCGGAUGGCAACACAGUGUACGGAUAACCCAGUCAUGUGGAGGAACCAGUGGGCACUAUUCGUAAUGGCGAGAGAAAGCAACGACGAAAUUCAUCGGGAUUGGCUGCUGCAUAAGCUUGGGAAUAGCAGCUACGCGGCGGCAUUGAAGGACAGCAGUGCGCAAGAUUUCAACCCCUCGGUCUCAAGAGAUGAUUAG